GCAUUUCCGGUAGACUAGACACAAUCUCACCAAAAUUAAACUGCUAAGCAAUGAGAAAUCUGCUCACUCUUUUGCUGUUAGUGCUGGUUUUCAGUCAUGGACUGACCAUGACUAGGGGAUAUAGAGAUGAAGAUGAUGAUUGGAGGCUGGAAAGAGAAUGGGAGAGAGAGGAGAGGGGCGGUGAAGAAGAAGAAGAUGAAAGACCAGACCGUGGAGCAGAAAGAUUCUUGUUGCAGGACGCAAAGCAUGUGGUGAAGACUGAGGCUGGUGAUGUGCGUGUAAUAAGGAGUGUUGGAAGAAGAAUUGUGAACAGGGAGAUGCAUAUUGGGUUCAUUUCUAUGGAGCCACAGAGUCUUUUCAUUCCUCAAUAUACUGACUCCAAUUUGAUCCUCUUCAUUCGAAGAGGAGAAGCCAGACUUGGAUGCAUCUACAAAGAUAAACUGGUGGAAAAGACAUUGAAGAUGGGUGACCUGUACAGAAUUCCGGCCGGUUCAGCUUUCUAUGUGUUGAACACAGGGGAAGGGCAGAAGCUUCAUAUCAUUAGCAGCAUUGACCCAUCCGAGAGUUUGGGAUUGGGAACUUUCCAGUCUUUCUUCAUUGGUGGAGGAUCAUAUCCCACAUCUAUUCUAGCUGGAUUUGGCAAGGAAACACUUUCAAAUGCUUUUAACGUCUCCAGCGAAGAAGUGGAGGAUGUGUUAACCAGGCAACAAGAUGGUCCAAUUGUAUACUUACCCGAUUCUCAUGCACCAAGCUUGUGGUCAAAAUUCUUGCAAUUGAAUGAGCAAAAGAGACUACAACACCUAAAGAGAGUGCUGGAGUUCCAAGAAAAGCCACAAGAAAGAGAGCAAAUGGCAUGGUCAUGGAGGAAACUCUUGAAAUCAGUAUUUGGGGCCGAAGAUAGGAAGGAUACAAGAGCAACAGGUGGAUCCCCAGACUCAUACAACAUAUAUAAAAGAAGCCCUGACUUCAGGAACAACUAUGGAUGGACUGUUGCUCUUGAUGAGUCUGAUUAUAAACCUCUUAAACACUCCGGCAUCGGUGUUUAUCUUGUUAAUCUCACAGCGGGAUCAAUGCUGGCACCUCAUGUGAAUCCAACUGCCACUGAAUAUGGGAUUGUGCUGAGAGGAUCAGGAAGAAUCCAAAUAAAUUAUCCAAAUGGAAGCUCGGCAUUCGACGCACAAGUGAAUGAAGGCGAUGUGUUUUGGGUGCCGCGGUACUUUGCAUUCUGUCAAAUCGCAUCGAGAAAAGGGCCUUUUGAGUUCUUCGGAUUUACAACCUCAGCACGCAAGAAUAGACCACAGUUCCUUGUAGGUUCGAGCUCACUUCUUCGGACUCUGCCUAGCCCCGAGCUCGCAGCUGCAUUCGGCGUGAGCGAGGAUCGGAUUAGAAACCUCGUCCAUGCACAGCGUGAAGCUGUUAUAUUGCCUACGGCAGCUGCAGCACCGCCGGAUAAGACGGACAAGAAUGAAAAGAAGUUUGAAAAGCCGCCGUAUAUGAUCAGAAACUUCGGUAAUGACAUGAUCUUGGGGUUUGAUUAAGGAAGCUCGGGAGGUGAAUAAGUUGAUGAUCGGCUAGAAUGUUUGUCUUGGAGAAGACGUUCUGUAGUGUCUAGUUGUCUUUUUUUUUAUUAGGGCUAGUUUCUUUUUAGUUUAAUUUCUGUUUCAUGGUUCGUUCAUGAAUUAUCGAGUUUCGAAUUGUGAAUAAACUGGGGUACUUCUGUGUGCACUGUGCAUUUUCA
This is a messenger RNA of Mangifera indica (mango), 1738 nucleotides long. RefSeq names its product vicilin-like seed storage protein At2g28490. NCBI's taxonomy places the organism in Eukaryota, Viridiplantae, Streptophyta, Magnoliopsida, Sapindales, Anacardiaceae. Gene Ontology annotation, molecular function: nutrient reservoir activity. The record is from RefSeq and is a predicted model, not a curated record. The transcript is spliced from 5 exons. The coding region runs from base 51 to 1538 and encodes 495 amino acids.